CUCUCAUUCAGAAUCAGAUCGCUGCUGCGAGACAAAGGGUUUGCGCCGAGACAGCGUUUGACGUCGCCAUGGCCUACCUACUUAGGCUCGGUUGCGGACUUUCUCGGAUACGCUUGGCUCUGACCAUCGGCCUCAUCUGUGCCGCCUUGGUCUGCUUGCACAUCUUCUACCAGAGUGGCCAGUUGCGACAUAUCAGUCUGACCAAGGUUCUGUCAAAGUCGAGGGAGAGCGAAUUACGCUGGCCAAGAUUUAAGAAAUUCAUCGAAUCGUGGACUGCCGUCGAUCCGGACAAACGAAUAUUCGGACCCAAGGCGGCGGCACAAGUUGAUUUCAACAAAGGCAAAGCUCCAAAGCGUUCCAAACCCGUCGUUCCGAGACUCGUUCACUUUGUCUGGCCAAAAAGUGACAAGAGGACAAAGUUCCGUUUCCAUCAACUGAUCACCAUCCUAGCUGCCUACAAACAUAUCAAACCUAACGAGAUUUGGUUCUGGCACGAGGGACAGAUCCCCACUGGGGACUAUUGGAAGGAGAUGCUACGAAAGGUGCCGAACAUUAAACUUAAGUACCGCCCCUUCCCAAGGGCUAUCUUCGGCAGGCCAGUGAAUGUUGAAGAGCAUGUUAGCGAUAUCGUGAGACUCGAAUCCGUCAAACAGUAUGGCGGAAUCUAUCUCGAUUUAGACGUGGUUGCGGUGAGGAACUUUGAUCCUCUACUAUACUAUGAUACCACGAUGGGAUAUGAGGUCCCUGGCGGUUUAUGCAAUGGUGUAAUCAUUUCAAAACCCAGUGCAAUUUUCUUGAACAAGUGGUAUGAGAAUUAUAGAACUUUUAAUGACACCACAUGGGCGGAGCACUCAGUGUUUUUACCAGCGAGGAUGGCGAGUCAAGACCCGGAGUCGAUCCAUACUGAAGCGGAUUCCCUCCAUUCGCCCGGAUGGAUAAGGUUCCCGAGACUUUAUCAUAAUAACUCCUGGGACUGGAGCGAGAACUACGCCAUGCAUCUGUAUUAUAGACUUUAUAACAAGGACCAUAACAAAGAUGACAUUAUGACCUUAAACACGACGCUGGGAAGGUUAUUCAGAUACAUCUACUAUGUGUGAACGAGCUACAGAGACGAGCUUUGUAUCAGACUGCAGAGUUGUUGAUGAUUUUGCUACAUAUAGUGAUGGCGUGACCAAAAUGAUGGUUUGGGUGGUACCAAGAUGAUACUGAAUGCACUUCUGCACCCAUUGCUUCCAUUCUAUCGUGCUGCUUCUAUUGUGAAACCGUCCAACGUUUUGUCACUUUUGUGUGAAAUUUAAGAUUGGGUCGCUGUACUCCAAUGUGCUGUAAUACGUAUACAAGUAUGCACAUCGGCGUGAAUGAAGUAUUUGUUGCCAUCUUCAUUGCAGGAACACUUUUUGUCUAUUAUUGUUGUUCGACAUUUUGUUUUGUAGUACAUACAUCUGGGCUGAGUUGUUCAAAACCAGCGCCGUUAAGUCUUAACAUGAACAUUUUGAUGGUAUUAUCUGAAAGAGAUAACGUCAUUGAGGUCACUUACGUAAACGUUAGGGAUAUUAACGUGACUUUUGUGCUUUUGCACAACCGUGCCCUGUGCACACAGCCACCGUGAGCUGUCAAGCAAGGAUCCCCAAACGGCGAUGGCGUGUCGUCGCCAAUUCGGGUGACAACUCAGGCCCUCGAAACAUCCCGAUUCGACUAUGCCUUGGAGUCGGGAGUUUCAAGAAAAUGGUUGGGCUGCCUGGAUCUAGCUUUGCCGACACAUAGCCGAAUCGGAAUUUACAGCAUUUUACACAAAUAAAAAU
Messenger RNA from Lineus longissimus, 1802 nucleotides. RefSeq lists its product as uncharacterized. Bases 69 to 1097 code for a protein of 342 amino acids. The transcript has 2 exons. Lineage: Eukaryota; Metazoa; Nemertea; Pilidiophora; Heteronemertea; Lineidae. The record is from RefSeq and is a predicted model, not a curated record.